AAGAAGAAGAAGGAGAAGAAGGAGAAGCAGAAGAAGCAGAGUUGUGUGUAAAGAGCUGGAGAGCAUGAUGAUGAUGAUGGAGGAGGAGUGUGUGGGAGGAGUAGGAGGAGGAGAAGAAGAAGCUGUCCUGCAGCUCCAUCUGCUUUGUGAUUCUCCAUCUUUCUGUACGGUGUCAGUGGGGACGGAUCUGUCCAUGGCUGACAUCUCCCACCUCUACGAUGAAGUGUGUGAGCUCAGAGAGCUGGUGUGUGCGCUGGAGGACAUGCUGCAGCGACAGAAAGCCAUAAACACUCAGGAGGUGAGAGGAUCUGCACCAGGGCUGUGCUCCGUGUGUAAAGCUGAUCUGAAAACCUCAGAAGCUCGAGACUCUGAGCUGAGUGUGUCUGGUGAGUGUGAGGAGGAGUGUGAACCUGAAGGCCCACCACAGGCUCUGCAGAAGACAGCGGAAACGAAUGAUGAAAAUGGAGAGACUAGCGCUAACGAGGAGGACGUGGUUCCUCACAGUGUUUCUGAUGUUUCAGCUGACGAGGAAAGAAGAGAACCGCACGUUCAUAAACUCAAACUCAGGACGAGACGAAAUUCAGGAGAUCUGGAAGACACGAUGUCUUCUCAGGGACGAGGUUCCAAAGAAAAUGAAGACAUGAAGGACGUUGAGGAAUUGAAGAGCGAUGGCAGCGUUAGCGAGAAAGUGUUUAAAUGCUCUCAGUGCAAGAAGAGCUAUGGAACAGCUCCCAGCCUGAGAAUCCACAUGAGGAGGCAUGCAAAGGAGAUGAGGUUCUGCUGCAAGGAGUGUGGGAAAGGCUUUGUGACGUCAGCCGAGCUGAAGCUGCACGCCAGCAGACACACCGGGGUCAGCAGCUUCGUGUGCGUGGUGUGUGGUCAGAACCUGGCCGGCUCUUCGGGCCUCAAAGCUCACAUGAUGAUGCACAGCGACGAGAGACCCUUCUCCUGCAGGGAGUGCGGAAAGACCUUCAGGACCAAGGGGAACCUCAAAGCCCACCUGAGGACCCACACCGGGGAGAAGCCGUACCGCUGCUCAUACUGCGAGCGCACCUUCAGCCACGCCCCCCGCGUCAAGGUCCAUGAGCGCUCGCAUACCAAGGAGAAACCGUUCAAAUGUGGCACGUGCGGGAAGACGUUCACGCGCAUGGACAGCCUGCGCUCGCACGAGAGUGUGCACACGGGCCUGAAGCCGUACCAGUGCUCGCACUGCGGGAAGAGCUUCCGCCAGUCCAGCCACCUGCUGUGCCACGAGAGGACGCACACUGGUGAGCGGCCGUACCUCUGCUCCGACUGCGGCAAGAGCUUCUCCAGCCACGCCCACUUCCGCAGCCACCGCCGCAUCCACACGGGAGAGAGACCGUACCAGUGCACCUCCUGCGGCAAGAGCUUCAGGAAACAGUUCACGCUGCUGCAGCACAGCAGGACACACACUGGGGAACGGCCGUACCAGUGCUCCCAGUGCAACAAGAGCUUCGCCCGCACCUGCACGCUUAAGCAGCACCUCAGGAUGCACUCGGGGGAAAAGCCGUACCAGUGCUCCAUCUGCGGCCUCAAGUUCCCCUUCCUCAGCUCUCUGCACCAACACCGCAAAAAACACGGGCAAGACGGAGCGCACUGCGCUGCUAACGCAGGGAUCUCCUCAGGAACUGUGCACCAAUCUCACCCAGCCUGAAGACCCAUCAGGAACUUCACACACAGCCUGAAGACCAUUAGGAACUGUACACCAAUCACAGCCAGCCUGAAGAUGCAUCAGGAACUGUAAACUAAUCACACCCAGGAUGUAGAUCCGUCAGGAACUGUAGUGUGUGUGUAGUAUGUGCCAUAAAGUAUUCCAUUUGUGUGUGUGUGUGUGUGUGUGUGUGUGUGUGUGUGUGUGUGUGUGUGUGUGUGUGUGUGUGUGUGUGGUUAGAUGAUGGGAUUAAAGCUGCUCUUAGUGGUGUGAUUGUGUAAAAUCCUUCAUCAGGAUCAUGAAGCUGAUUUAUAUUUCACUUUAAUAAAUAUUUCAUUCAGAA
This is a messenger RNA of Silurus meridionalis, 2015 nucleotides long. Its product is annotated as zinc finger protein 883-like. NCBI's taxonomy places the organism in Eukaryota, Metazoa, Chordata, Actinopteri, Siluriformes, Siluridae. The record is from RefSeq and is a predicted model, not a curated record. The transcript has 3 exons. Gene Ontology annotation, molecular function: DNA-binding transcription factor activity, RNA polymerase II-specific; RNA polymerase II cis-regulatory region sequence-specific DNA binding. The coding region runs from base 65 to 1675 and encodes 536 amino acids. Gene Ontology annotation, biological process: regulation of transcription by RNA polymerase II.